GCAGGAGCUUGACUGUGAGCUGGUCAUCUGACUCUUCCUGUUGGGAGAGAAAAAAGUUUUGAAACCCCACCCUCUCCUCUGAGUGUAAGCACAGACGUAGAAGUGGUUCGAGGUCCUGACGAGUGAAGAGAAGAGACCGAGGAAGAGGAAUAUGAUCACAAGUUCUCAUGGAGUUACUGCGCUGUUUGGAUACCGACGGUAACAAAAUAAAGUGCGUGUUUCUCUGUGGAAACUGUUUGGAUAGCUCUUCCUGUUGCAAACUCGUCCUUUCACUGCGUUGUUUUUUUUUAAAGUUGUAAAUCCCAGCUCGUAAGUAUGGAGUCUCACGCGGUAAGGGAUGCGGGAUUUCCUGCGGGAGCGCCGCAAAGUUGCGUGCAGACGCAGUUAUUGGAGGUUUGGGCUCAAUAAUGCGAGCUGCUCAGCCCUGAAAGUUGUCGUAAAACACUGGUUGGCUGGACUGAAUGCUCCUUUUCCUGCUAUUCUUCUCCACUUCUCAGCGCUUCCUGCUUGUGCUGGCCACUGCUCUUAAUGGCUAAAAAUACAUAAAAACUCCAAAUGGACAGCUGAACGUUGUGGGAACUUUUGCUAUAUGUUGUGAAAAUUAUACAGCAAAAGUUGUGGACGACUUUUAUUUUUUUUUGUUCUUUCACUCUGACUGACUCAACAGGUGGCAGUUUUUGAAUGAGGGAGAGGAAAAGCUCAUUUUCCCUUAAUGAGAGGAUUCAGGAGCCUCUUAAAUACAAGCUGGUGGAAUGAUGCUUUGGGAAACCACAUCACAUGAACAGAGAGAAAUUCAGUGAAAGCUGAGCUGAGCUUUUACACUUUUUAUGGAAUUAAAGAAAUCUCUUGACUGAUCAAGCUUUUGCAUUUCAUGUCAAGACGGAUGAAAGACACUUGCCUUUCGCUCAUCUUUCAAUCCUCUCCUGAAGCCCACUUGUUGGUCGAGCUUUUGAACACAUUUCACUGGUCCCUGAUGAACCAACAAGAAAGACAGGAAAGGGAGCGAGGCGCAAUAAAGUACUCCUUUGUACUUUAUUUUCAAACCCUUUGGGUCCAGAAUCAGAUCCAGUCAAAACAUCUACUCGAGGCUCCAUGGAGCCGCUGAAGAACAUAUUCAGUCGAGGCCCGCUGUCCAACUGGAAAAAUUUGGAUCAAUCACAAAAAGGGAACUUCACCAACCCUGUGUGGACGGCCUUGUUCGACUACGAGGCGUCCUGUAAAGAUGAGCUCACCUUGCGUAAAGGUGACCUUGUUGAAGUCCUGUCUCUGGACUCGGAGAUAUCAGGGGACGAAGGCUGGUGGGCGGGCAAGGUCAACAACAAGGUGGGAAUAUUCCCCUCAAACUAUGGCUCCUUCAAGCCCAAUGGAUAUGGGAAGCUUCCGGGUACUGCCGUGGAUGGCGAGCUCAGCCCGGUCGUGGUUGGCGAGUUUGAACCUGACGCGGUGGAUUUCCGGGAGCUGAGUUUGGAGGAGGUCAUCGGGGUCGGGGGAUUUGGAAAGGUGUAUCGUGGUACAUGGAGAGGCGGGUUGGUGGCUGUGAAGGCCGCCCGCCAAGACCCCGAUGAGGACAUCAGUGUGACGGCGGAAAACGUCAGACAGGAGGCGCGUUUGUUCGCCAUGCUCACCCAUCCCAACAUCAUCGCCCUGAUGGGCGUCUGCCUGCAGGAACCCAACCUGUGCCUCAUCAUGGAGUACGCCUCGGGGGGGCCGCUGAGCCGGGCGCUGGCUGGACGCCGCAUCCCGCCGCACAUCCUGGUAAACUGGGCCGUGCAGAUAGCCAAAGGGAUGCUGUACCUGCACUGCGAGGCCAUCGUCCCCGUCAUCCAUCGAGAUCUCAAGUCCAACAACAUCCUCCUGGCUCAGCCCAUAGAGAAUGAAUGCAUGGAGGGCUUGACGUUGAAGAUCACCGACUUCGGCCUGGCCCGAGAGUGGCACAAGACCACCAAGAUGAGCACCGCCGGCACCUACGCCUGGAUGGCCCCCGAGGUCAUCAAGUCCUCCACCUUCUCCAAGGGCAGCGACGUCUGGAGCUACGGUGUUCUGCUGUGGGAGCUGCUCACAGGAGAGGCCCCCUACAAAGGGAUUGAUGGACUGGCCGUCGCCUACGGAGUCGCCGUCAACAAGCUCACCCUGCCCAUCCCCUCCACCUGCCCCCAACCCUUCGCUCAGCUCAUGGCAGAGUGCUGGGACCAGGACCCCCACCGCAGACCCAACUUUAGCUCCAUCCUGUCCCAGCUGAUGGCUCUGGAGCAGCAGGUGAAGGAAGAGAUGCCGCAGGACUCCUUCCACUCGCUGCAGGAGGACUGGAAGCUGGAGAUUCAGGACAUGUUCGAUGAGCUGAGGGCUAAAGAGAAGGAGCUGAGGUGUCGCGAGGAGGAGCUGAAGCGAGCGGCCCUCGAGCAGAAGUCCCACGAAGAGUUCCUGCGUCAGCGCGAACAGCAGCUGGCCCAGUGGGAGCAGGACGUGUUCGAGCGCGAGCUCAGCCUCCUCAUCCAGCACCUGAACCAGAACCAGGAUAAGCCCAACGUCAAGAAGAGGAAGGGGACGUUCAAGAAGCACAAGCUCAAGGGCAAGAACGGGGAGAAGAUCAGCAUGCCCCAAGAUUUCAUCCAUAAGAUUACCGUGCAGGCGUCACCGGGCCUGGAGAAGAGGCGGAACUCUCCUGAUUUGGGCUCGGGCUCCUCACCCUCCUUUGGCCCACGUUUCCGUGCAAUCCAACUCAGUCCCAGUGACAACAGCAGGACGUUUGGUCUGAGCUCAGCUUCUUCCCUUAAACAAGCCAAUGGAGACCUGAGGUUGGGCCCCCACUGGAGGCCCCAGAGCCCAAAAAGUCCCAAAAGCCCGAAAGUCCUGCGUCUAAGUCCCCAGGAAAGCAGUUUGUCGAUGAGGGCGAAGCUCCUGGAGUCGGACAGCAACGAGAACGGGGAAUCUAAAGACGACUUUGAGGAGUACAGGCCCUCCACGCCGACCCCUCCCUCCACUCUGAACGGCUCUUCAGUGAAGGACAGCCUGCGGCUUCCUCUACCUCAGCGAGACUCUGGCAGCGAGGAGGGGGGGUCCUCCCCGGCCGGCUCCCCCAGGCCUGAGAGGGGCUCAAUGGGUGGCCUUUUUAAGAGCACCCACCAGGCCCUGCUGGGUGGCGGCUCCCUCCUGGCCUCUGUAGGACUCGGUCGCUGCCUGGAUAUUCCCCCACGGGUACCCCCAAGAACUAACCCCUCCUCCCUAGGGGACCGCACCCCUUCUGAACCGGAGAUCUCCUCCCCAAAGCCCCUCAUUUCUGACCCCCCAGUAGUGGAUGAUCUCAUCACCUUCUCCACCUCCGAGCAGCUCCCGAGGCCGCUCUUGGAUUUAGCUUUGCAGUAUCAAGAACUGAAGCCUCUCCCCCUGACCCCGCCUCCGCCAAACCCCAGAGAGAGGAGUCGCCCCCGCACGCCGCAGAUGCCGCACAGUCCCCAGGCCCCCAGGACGCCCCUGCAGCAGGGCGGAGCCAGCCCGGGGGAGUGGACCCCGAGUUUCCAUUCGACAAACGGGGAGCUGGGCUGUGAGGCCUGGGAGCACAGAGCCGACCGGAGGAGGAGGCCAAGCCAAGGCCUGCACGCCUCGCAGCUCGUUUUGGACCUUCCUUUGUGCCAAGACACACAGGACCCUGAUGACAAGCCUUCAGUGCCAUUCUGUCUCCACCCUAACCCAGCCCUCUGGAGCCCAAAAACCCGCCGCCUGGAGGUCAGUGUCAUCCCACGUCCCCGCCCGUCCGCCAUCCGCCCCCGCAUCGAUCCCUGGAGCUUCAUCUCAGCCGGUGGCGGGAACUCUGGCGGCCGCAGCCCGAACCGCUCGGACAGCAGCCUCUUAGGUUUCCAGCCGUCCCCUACCAAUCCCUUCCACAACUGUGACCCCUUCCCCUCACCAGACUGCGACCCCUUCGCCCUCAAGGCCGACCCGACAGUCGGCUCGGAAACGACUUCCCCCUUUGACCCUUUCUCGACUCCCUUUCCCACCUCUCGUUCUGCGCCGUGCUCCACUAACGGCUCGCCCACGCUGCCCACGUUCCGCAUAGCGCCCCUAAAUCCGGCUGACUCGCCGCUCAUCGACCUGGGCUGGGCGGCCUGCAGCAAACCCCUGGACGGCACCAAAGAGAGGGUUCACCCCCGCAGGACACUGGGGCUCAAACCCUUCAAGUCCCCGACGCAACUCAGAGACGACCGGUUCUAAGUGUGUGGUUUUUAUCACAGGAACACAGUCCAGGACCUCUUCCACUACUUUGCCCUUCAUCUAAAUGAGGAUCUUAACCAUCACUCAACCCACUGAGGGGGAGGGGGGGGGGGAUUCUCUUAAUCAUUGAAGGUCCUGUUUGUUCCCACCCUGCUGCUUUGGAAAGCCGGUUGAAGGUGGUACAUUGGAUGGUGGGAUAUCUGCCUUUGAACCAAUAGCUGGUGCCCGUUUCUUUCCCCCUCUCUCUAUCUGUGUUUCUCUUUCCCUUUGAAGGAGCAGAACACACAUCACUCGUCCCAUCUUCAAAUUCUAUCAGAGCGCUCGCAUCCCCCCUGCUUUCACCCCCCCCCCCCACCUUUGAAGCUUUGCGACAAUGCAGAGGUGGAUAAGGCGACUUGCACAGCUUCAUCUCCCUCUACCUCUCUGCAGACUGAAAGUCUUCAGGACAAUGGAAAGUGGGAGUGCCUUAUUUCAUGAAGUGUUUUUUUUUUUUAACAUAUAUCUUUUCAAGGUUCCUUGAAUGGUUAAUCUGGUGCGUAGGGAAGAUGCUCCAAAUUUGGCAUACAUUUGAAGAAUCAGCUUAACAUUUCGUGGGAAGGAAAGGAUGCCUAUAGCGUGCAUUUGUACACCUACGUCUUUUUCCAACAGCAUUAUGGGAGAAAGCACUCAAGAGGGGAGAUAUUCCAGGCGGGUUCAUGAAUUCCAAGUCAAAAAACCAUGACCCAGGCAUUCCACUUGGAAGCAGAUAACAUUCCGGUCACAUUCCCCGGGAAAUGCCAGGGAUUGGGCAGAUCAUGGAGCUGGCAGGCGACGCAGCGCAGGAAACACGGACGGGGGAGCCCUCUGCAUUCCCUUCUCAUGCCAAAGAAUGUGACAGCGUAAGGGCCGGGACAAAGAGUGUUUGCAAAUCAUUUGUUUUUUUUACCUCCAUGGAGAGCCAGACCGGGGUGUGUUAGCCUGCACACAGAGAGAGAGCCGAGAUAAUCACAGAGUAGUAUUUAAAAAACAACUUGAUUAUACCUUUCUGUCGUUAUCUUCCUUUAUAUCAUCCAGAGCCUCUUACCACCACCUCUCUGAUGUGGUGGGAAAAGUAUUUGCAAAUGUUAAAAUAUUCUGAUAUGGAAGCUUAACAUGUAGAGGAGUUGUGAAGUUGUCGCCUUGCAAAGCCAGCCUUUCCAUUUUGCAACGUCUUGGACAAGAGGAUGGACAAAUACACACCACUCAAUCCCUUAUUCCAAUUCUUAAAAACAUGAAAGAUGUUGAGGUUUGAUCUUGAUUUCUCUUAAAAUGAUACACCAAUGAAAUGUCUAAAAAGAGUCCAAAAUCUUGUUUAAUGUUAUCCUGCGGGGCACAUCAUAAAGGAGUGGGUUUUUUAUGUUUUAUUGAUGGGGGAGUUGGCUAAAAAGGUUAUACCAGUCAGCUGCAGGUAAUCUACAUACACACAGUUUAGUCUCUCAGUUUCCAUGUUUUUGUGCUAUAAAUGAUCCAUCUGAGGAGUUGACGAUAUGAACAUAUUGUCACAUAUUCAGUCUCAAUCUGGGCUUGUGAAGUGAAGGCUGUCUUUGCAAGACGAGGAACUGCAUCGCUCCUGAACUCAUUUUUUAUCUUUUGGUUUGUCUGUUUGCAAAAAGAAUCCAUCCUGAACCAUUUUAAAGUUGCUAAAAACAUCUGUGGAGUCACGCAGGGAAAGGUAACCCAUUAGAAACUCUGAAAUAUCACACUAUCAGCAGUCUCAGAUCAGAAUGCACAAGAACAACAAGUGAAAAUAUUUUUGUUAGCGCUUCCUAAAUGUUGGAUUGUUUUGCUCUUUACUCGUUGGUUUUUCAAAAUGAAUCCUGGGAAAUGUAUGACUUUAAGGCACGUCAAAGACUGGCUGUUCAGCAUGUAGUUAACACAAAUAUUUGUUGCAUGUUAGCACCUGAAAGAGACCCACUAAUGCAUGUCUCAAAUGUACCCGUUUACCCUCGUUUCUGCUGAAGCGUCACUGAUUGGGUUAAUCUCUGACGCCAUGUCAUUGGAAGACAAUAACGGCUUUGUUUCCGACGUGGAGUGAAAGCUUCGUCUCUGAAGGGGAGAGCUUUGUGAUUAGCCUAAUAAUCCUAAAGACGCACAGAGCAGGCUGAUAGCGAUAAUUAGCCUCUUGAUAAGAGCAGGGAGCAUUAACAAAGCGUUCGGAUAUUUGGUUAAUUGAUUUGCCCGGGCGUUCAGGAGGAAAAAAAAAUAAUUAAAGCCUUUUUUAUACACACAGUUUAAGACAAGAUGUCUUCCCGCUCUCUCUUCUACCUUUAUUUUUUUCUUUGUUGCCACGAGCUGCUGAGCUUCUGACCGGAUGAAAUCUCACCUUCCUCUACGUCCUUCCCCCUCAGGUGACGUGGGAGAUUUUCGAUCUUUCUGUCCUUUUCUUUUUUUCUUCUUCCUCCUACACCUUUGCUUCCUGCCUCUCUGGAAAGUUUUCUUCAGGGCAGUUCUGUCCUGACACCGCAGAGCAUUCAGUUCAACAUCAAGGUUUCUAUCGAGUUAAAAAGAAAUGGAAACAGCUCUGCAGGAGCCGAUUUAUAGAGGCAAUUUAACUUUUGAAUUGCAACAGGAGCUUUAUUGUAUAUUUCCGCUGCACCCUAAUGUGUCUGUUUAUCAUUUAUUGGACCGCCAAGAAAUACAACAAAGAAACUCGGUGGUUGAAAAUGUCUCAAAGUGUACAGUGUGUCGUCCAACCACGUGUAACAUGUUCAUAGCUGGUCUGAGUAGAAGAUAGAGUGACAAACAAAGGAACCAGGAAGUGCUCUGAGCUUACACAGCUUCAUGGUCUGUUCAUUUCUGCAAAUGGCCCAAAAACAAACAUAUACAGUAGUUCCAAAACAUUAAAAUCUCUCCAUAUUUAAAUCUUCAGGUCCUUCAUUUUUUUAAUACACUAAUAGCAAAAUUAAUAGUUGUUUUAUUUGUCAUAAUGCAUCGGUGCUACAGGGGUUUGGGUCGCGGGGCAUGAGGAAAAAGUAAUGUGCCUCCUCUUUUGAAACUAUCCAGGAGAUCUGUUUAAUUUAGUCAGACUUUCUUACAGUAAUACUACAUUCACACAUGCACAAAACCCCUGAAAAUGUCCAGAAAUUUCGGGAUAAGCUGAAUGUGUGAGGACGAACAAGCCACAUUUUCCACCCUGAUUUGUUUUCUGCAAGCCCCCUAGUAAAACUUUGGGAGAAGUCGGGGUUUAGCGAUGUGUAAUCAGGUAAACUAUCAUUGUGCGGCGAUCGCAGGGAAUAACAUCACCACCCCCUCUUCAGGUGAAUUCUCCUCAUUAUAUCCUGCUGUGUUCUCACAUCAGCUCACUCGGACUCUGCGGCAAAAAUACUUCAGACUCCGGAUGAAGUCAGGGUAAAGAAUUCAGCUGUUUCACACAUAGAGCUUCUGAAAACUUCAGUGGUUUUGUGCAAGUGUGAAAGCACUUAAAGAGUCAGACCUGUUGCUAGUUUCACCAUCUUAUUUGUGCUUUUUUUUGUCAUGGGUUGCCAAGUGAGACAUCUCCCCCCAUCCAACAGGGGAACUUUGUGCUGUGAGAGACAUGUAUGAACAAGCAUCUCGGGCAGAAUUACAUUUUAAAGACAUUUUCAGGCGUGCGUGUGUGAAAACAGCUUUAGAUCCAUUUUGAAACAGGUUAGCACAAAGAUAGGAGCAAGCAUACAGGCCAGUAAAUAUUGUCCCCUGAUCCCCUCUGGCCCAAUCCAACCUCUCGCCUGCCAUGUCUUGGCUCCGAGCGCUCUGGAUCUUCCUUCAUGGUGUGCAGAAGUCAGAGGUUUAAUAUAGAAUUUGUCUCUCUCAGCAGUGUUCCCUACCUCCUCCCCUCGCUCUCCUGUCCGCUCAAACAACAUUUUCCCCCGACGUGACAAGUGAUGAGUUAUUGCCCCGUCUCCUCGUGUCAACACACAAAGCCACGAGAGCUCUCCUCUGAUAGUCAUUAGGGCUCAGAUAGCUGUUAUUGUCAUCUGGAGCUGCGCGUGGAGAAAAGGAAACACGGAGGAAAUUGAGAUGAUUGAAACGUCUGGCAGAUUAUUUCUGUCACCCAAUUCUGAGAGCGUGUCAAGCAUCCACUUCAGCCUGCCAGUCAUGUCUCGUCUGUUUUGUUGCGCUCGCUUCUGCACUUAAAUUUUGAUCAUGAAAAGUGUUACCUGUUGUUUUCAAGCAGGCGGCAGUAACAAGAAGUCACCGUCCCCUGUACAUAUGAUUAACUCAUUUCCUAUUGUCGGCGUGUGAGUUCAUUUCCUUUUGGAAGUGGUUCAUUUGAAGUGAUGAGAAACUUUCCUGCUGCAAAGAAACAACAAAUAUAUGCAUGUUCUUUAAGAUUUAGAAUUUCCCUCGGAUUCAAUAAAGUAUCAAUCUAUCUAUCUAUCUAUCUAUCUAAGAUAAAUACAAACAAGUCAUAAAAAGCGUCCUACCUCUGCUCUUAAGAUGGAUCUGAAUCAGAAGGAGUUCUGGUUUUCUUAGCCGGGGGAAUACUCUGGACACAUUUUAAGGAAGUCUUUUGCGGACAGGGACGUCGAUUCUUUUGGUUUUGGCCUGUCAGAUUUAGGAACCAUAACUGCCACUCCUCUGCUGCAGCUGACAGCAAUAAGAAAGUCCUGAUGAGUUGUUUGUGACGCUCAGCUCUUCCAGGCGUCGCCUCCAUCCGUCACUGCGAAUCAGUGUCCCCUGGGUAAAAAAAAAACUGACAGCAAGAAUGGGAGUGAAUCCUCAGCAGGAGAAUAUCUGGCCACCUGCGAUCCACUCUCCGUCCAGGCCAGCAGGCUCCAUCUGAUGAUCUACAUUCAGAGAUGGAGCUCGCAAACGUUGGCCCCUAAUCAGUGAAUGGCAAACGGUCAAUACCUUACAUGAAUAACAGCUAAUGAGUCGGCACAGUGGACGACCCAAAGGCCUUGACCCUCAUCACACCGAGAGGCUCCUUGUGAGCGCUCGUUGUGUUUCAGAAUUUCAAGGGUGAAAAAUCAGAAGCUAUUAUCAACGAGAAGAAGAAAAAAAGAACAAGCUGGUUAUUUACUGCCUUUGUGAUGGGUGAGCAGGAGGUCAUCGGGGUUAUACGCCUUCUGGAAGCUUAAUUUGGCUUUGUUAACAGUGGAUAUGUUUACAUGCAGACAAAUGAUACAAUUGACCCUCAUUUAGCCAUUGAUUCCACUGUAGCUGUAGUUGUAUAAAUGUCAAAGAAGAGUAGGAGUACAAGAAGAAUAUUUAACCAGAUUCUGGAAAUAAUCCCAUCUCUAAACUUUCUUUGGCCUAACAUUAGAGUCUAAAAUCUGUAAAGUCUGCAAGACCCUAAUAAUUCCAAUUUAUUCCAUGUCAAAAGCAGCAUGAUGGCGUUUCAAUUUGGUUUUAUGAAGUCUAAAGUCGGACCAGCUGUGGUGAAAACCUAUCAAACAAUUCAAAAUAUAACUGAGAGCGUCAACUGAUGUGCACGGAGAGGGGGUCAUUUUGGCAAUAAUAAACCACAUGGGGGGGGGGGGGGGGGGGGGGGGUGUUAAGGGAUGGCUUUAGCUUUCGCUGUACAAUGUCAGCUUUAUGGCGUGGCUAAUUACUGCUCCAACAUAAUCAUGUUUGAUCGCCUCCAGGAGACGAUUGGACGAGGGUGAAGAGAAAAACUCAGACUGAGCACGUUGUUGUUGGUAUUUUUUUAUUAAUGAAAUCGUACCUUGACCAUCAGCGAUGGAAGUCAAUCCUGAAAUGACAGAAUCGAUGGCCUGACAUUUCAGCAGCUUUCGCGCCAUUUAUCCCUCGCUGCCAUCACUUGUGUUCAAUUAAGUGCAGGUUACAAAUAGACCUGCUUAUCAGGCUCGUUUCAGCUGCAUCAGAGCCAGACGUCGGCGCCACGGACGCAUGAUUGCUCUCUCUCUCUCUGGCUCGUAUUAAACACCCAAACACCUGCCCAUGCUUUUGUUUGGCAUCAACAGGCCGAGACUAAAUGAUCAAAUGUGACCUUUCAUUGACUGUACAGGAAUCGCACAUCCCAAAAGGGAACGUGGACAAAAGCCACGUCUGCACGAGGCGCCGCCAGGUGCCCGAAUUAACGCUCGGCCUCCCAAAGUGUGAAUAUUAUUCCUCAUUCUUUUCAGUCUGUGCGUCCAAGGUCACCAUCUGCCGUCCUCCUUCGCCGUAUCGAUGAAAAACUGAAUGCUUGGAAGCCGUGAAAAGAAAACCAAUCCGUUUCCAAGACCACAGUGACGGCUCAAAGAGGAGGCUGGCGCUCUGUUUAGAAAACCAACGUGGAUUUAAUCUGUGAGGUCUUUAGUCCAAGGUCCACACACUCGCUCCCCCCCAUCCUCCACUCGACAGCUCAACAGUUGUGAUUAUCGCUCUUGUGUUGCCCCGGCUAUUGACAUUCAAUUACCUUGUGAUCGUCCUGCAAUGGAAGCCGCUCAAUCUGGAAGUUUGUGUUGCUCGAGUGUUGGAUGAAUGUGCUGCGGUGUGAAUGGUUGAGCUAACAGCGUUCAUGCAUCAAACAGACAAAAGGGGAAUCAUGUCGUCUCGUCACUAUUAUUUACAGAUAAAGGAAAUUAAUGAUAUUUUCCGGCAUUUUUCUCAUUCUUAGGGUUCAUCAGCUUGUUCUUAUAAAGCAUCAGUCUGACUAGAAAGUAAACCUUGAAGCCUGUUGAUGUAGUCACUACUCAGAGAAACAUUCACUCCACUUAUCACAAUGAUUUGGUAUUUUUUUCAUCCACUUUACAUCCUUUCUGUGCCUUAAGAAUCCCCGGAAGAUGUUUAUUUUUGUGUGUGUGUGUGUGUAUUCCCAAACAAAUCAAUUAUUUUGACCAACACUGUCCAGUUUCCUGUAAGAUACCCCCCUAAGCUAACCCCGUCUGAGCUAGCUUAGCCAUUUCCCUCUCCAAGCAAUUUAAAAAAUGACUAGCUACUAACCCCUUUGGAUUGAUUUCUUGAUGCUGUCUUGUAGUUGAAUCUUUUUUUGUAUCAUUGAAAUACACUGAUGUUGUAUAAAGAUCGCAUAAGUUCACUUUACUACUUCACAAGGUAAAUGAAAUGGGUGCCUAUGUGUUGGGCUCAUAACUAAAAUAGAAAAAUUGUUAAUUUGCAUGUGUUGCAGCUCAGCUGGACAGAAUCAUGGCUCAAAUUUUCAUUUCAAAGUUAAUCAAAUAAAAACUAGCCGUGCUCUUCUGUUUAGACCACUCAAUGCUUCAACAGAGAAUUCAAUCAAUUUGCUUUAAAACAGCCAUUUAAAAUUAAAAUUAAAAUUUUUACAUUAAAAUGUGAAGAACAGAACAUGAAAGGUGUUUCAAUUAAGUCAGCAGCUUUACUCUUAAGGCUUUCAAUGUUCACUAAUGUUGUCCAAUUGUUCAUUAAAGUGAUGAACGAAUGAACUAAGCGUCUAAAAUGUCAACGUUCCCAUUGUGUAGACAUCCAGAACAUGUAGUGUGCCGCUCCCGGAUCAGGGCUAAGUCGCUCCUGACACUUAACCUGAUAAAAGUCUUCUAAGGCUCGGAUAUAAUUCAGGCUUUUGACUUCAGCUUGAGGGGUAUUUAACAGCAGGUGGUCUCUUUCAGGUGCUAAUGCUCCAGCUUAAAUAACCCGAACUCUAAAUGAUCCACGGAGGCAAUUUAAAAUGGUUUGGGAUGGUACAAAUCCCCAUGACUCGCUGGUCGCUGCUCUGUGCUGUAACAGGCUUUUCCCUCCGACGGCUUCCAAGCAGCCAACUGAGGACGUUUUCCAAAAGUCAUACAAAAGGUUGGGGGGGGGGGGGGGGGAUAUUUAUGAAUGGCCAUCGUCUUACACACUGGAUCAAACUAUUUUUAGAUGGCCAUGGACGCAGUCUACCUUAGGAUGAUGGAUCGUUUGCUUGGAACAUUUUAUAGGUUUUCACUGGAGUAUUUAAGAUGUAAAUAUGGGUGCUUCAUGUGCGGCAGAGAUUUCACAUUCCACCUCCUCAAUUUGAACGAAUCUGAACCGUACACAUUCCUCUAUCAGCCCGAGUAUUAGUGUGUCGCACUUUUCUAGAGAACUUCUCAGAAAAACACUUGAAAACCAAGUUAGUGGUAUACAUUCCAGGAAACACCAAUCUCAAAGUUCAGUCUAAUGUCCUCUUGAGGCACCCAUACUGAUUUUUUUAUGUGCAUAAAACUGCUAGAUAGAAUCAAGGUGUUUUUUUUUAUGUCUCUACCUUAAAGUAGUGGAUGAAUUCGACCUCCUCUCUGUCUUUGUAUCUUUUUUUGCUUUUGUUGUCAUCGUUCCGAUUUCAUUUCCAUGUCUUAUUUUGUGUUUUAUUACAACCCAGGCGAUGUGAUAACGCAAUCAUUGCAUUGCCCUGGCAGCCAUUUUUACAUCUCUCUCAGUCGUCGGGCUUUGAAAAAAAAAAACAAAAAAAAAACAUUAUUGCAUUUUUUGUGAAAAAUCUCGCACUGGGCUGGGCCUAAUCAACUGUUUUUAUUGUGCUGUGUCGAGAGGACUGUUUCUGUAUACAGUAUGUGAAAAUGUUUUUAUUUCUCUUGACUAUUAUAAUGGGUUUUAACCUGUGGACAAAAAACAAAAACAAAGGAAAAAGCUGAAAAAGAGAUGAGACCAAAUAAAAUGUAACACUCCUGA
Molecule: messenger RNA, 12777 nt
Organism: Labrus mixtus (cuckoo wrasse)
Lineage: Eukaryota; Metazoa; Chordata; Actinopteri; Labriformes; Labridae
Product: mitogen-activated protein kinase kinase kinase 11
Exons: 10
Coding region: 1093-4209 (1038 amino acids)
Biological process (GO): protein phosphorylation; positive regulation of apoptotic process; microtubule-based process
Cellular component (GO): centrosome
Molecular function (GO): ATP binding; protein binding; JUN kinase kinase kinase activity
Source: RefSeq, a predicted model, not a curated record